AGAAAGAGUCACAGAUAUGGCAGGACUUCAUUUCAAUUUUCACUUGUUGCUUCUGUUUGUGCUUCUUUUGGUAGCAUUUUCCAAUGUUGCAGAGUGUUACGGCCAUGCAAAGCUUCGUCCAACAGAUUGCAAGCCAAAGUGUACCUAUCGUUGCUCGGCCACAUCACAUAAGAAGCCAUGUAUGUUUUUCUGCCUCAAGUGCUGCUCCAAAUGUCUGUGUGUUCCUCCUGGGACUUAUGGUAACAAGCAGACCUGUCCUUGCUACGACAACUGGAAGACAAAGGAAGGAGGACCCAAGUGCCCCUGAAGCUGCAGCAU
Messenger RNA from Telopea speciosissima, 318 nucleotides. Its product is annotated as protein RSI-1-like. The transcript has 3 exons. Bases 17 to 307 code for a protein of 96 amino acids. Lineage: Eukaryota; Viridiplantae; Streptophyta; Magnoliopsida; Proteales; Proteaceae. The record is from RefSeq and is a predicted model, not a curated record.